GGUAAAUAGAUCGUUUAAAAAUAAGUUAAUCUUAUUAAAAUACUACAAAAAUAUUGAAUUAGUCUUAACACUUCUACGUCUACUCAAAAUAACCUCAACAGUAUAUCAAGAUGCCAGAACUGACUGAACUUGACAAGGCCACCGCCUCUAUGACCGAGAAGCGCAAAGAAGAGACUGCAUCAUCUGACAGUGACUCUGAUGACAACAUUCCAGAAUUGGAAGAUGCAGGUGCACCAGAUGCAGGUGGAAUCACAAACCCGAUUGCUGGAAUUGACAUCGUCAGCAAAUCGAAACAGUCUCGUGGUGAGAAGAAGGCCAGAAAGAUAAUGAGUAAACUCGGUCUCAAACCAGUACAAGGAGUAGAGAGAGUGACAAUCAGAAAAUCAAAGAACAUUCUCUUUGUCAUUAACUCACCUGAUGUAUACAAGAAUCCUCAUUCAGACACCUACAUUGUUUUUGGUGAAGCCAAGAUUGAAGAUUUGUCCACACAGGCCACCAUGGCUGCAGCAGAGAGAUUCAAGGCACCAGAGACCACAGCCACUGGCAAUGACGCUUCCACAACUGGAACGACGGUAGCACCAAUAGCAGAAGAAGAAGACGAAGAAGGAGUAGACGAGACUGGAGUUGAUGAGAAGGACGUGGAGAUAGUAAUGUCCCAGGCGAACGUCUCUCGAGCGAAAGCAGUCCGAGCGCUCAAGAACAACCAAUCUGACAUUGUUAAUGCAAUUAUGGAGCUAACAAUGUAGGAGAAGCCUUCGUCACAAUAUCUUAUGUCACUGCUGUUAGUUUUAAGUCGCUCUCAACAUUAGCAACUGGACGAAAAGUCGAAUGAACACAUGCAUAAUAGGCGAUAUAUUGAACUGUAUACUCGAAGUGAAAAAAAAUAUCAUAAGUAGUGUCUGUACAAUCUGCAAAUUUAAAGUGAUUUGGUUUGGCCACAUUUCUUUUUAGUAAUGUAUGCAAGUGUAGGCUAACGUUUUGUUUUCAUUAAUGUAUGCAACUGUAGGCCAACAUCAACAUGGUCACACCCAAAAAGAAUUCAUGAAACGGUAACGGAAACAUUUGUUGAAAUAUGAACUUUUUUUUAACCUAUGAAACUGGGAUAAGACAACGCAUUAACAACUAGGUACGCUCCCUUAGUGGUUGAUGUGGUUUUUAUAGGUGAAGGCCAACAGCAUACAAUAAUUGGAAAGAUAGAAUCAUAUAAAGAAAAGAUACAAUACUUAUGUACAAUUUGUAAAAAUAAUAACAAUAAAAGAUAGAUAAGAUAGAAAUAUCGCUCAUUAUGUAUGUAAAAUACGCAUUUAAGAACAAGGAAGUUCGUCCUUCGUGUUGGAAUCCAAAGUAUGCCUCGGUCAAGGUGUACUGAUUGAAUGUACAUAGGCUUAAAAUUUGAAAUAAUAAAAGUAUUGGAAUUUGCA
Bombyx mori (domestic silkworm) is the source of this 1421-nucleotide messenger RNA. RefSeq names its product nascent polypeptide associated complex protein alpha subunit (gene Nacalpha). The record is from RefSeq and is marked provisional. Gene Ontology annotation, cellular component: nascent polypeptide-associated complex; cytoplasm. Gene Ontology annotation, biological process: protein targeting to membrane. NCBI's taxonomy places the organism in Eukaryota, Metazoa, Arthropoda, Insecta, Lepidoptera, Bombycidae.